This is a messenger RNA of Rubroshorea leprosula, 2918 nucleotides long. NCBI's taxonomy places the organism in Eukaryota, Viridiplantae, Streptophyta, Magnoliopsida, Malvales, Dipterocarpaceae. The record is from the annotation of a GenBank genome assembly.
GUUUUUUUUUUCAUUUUAGAAACUUCAUUCAUGGAGAUUAUAGGGCCAGUUCUUGAAAGUGUAGUAGGUGAAUAUGUAGAUUGCCACAAAAACUUCCAAAAUGAUGUGGAUGAUCUCAGAAAAAGAGUGGCAGAUCUAAAACGCAGAAGAAAUGAUAGAGUAGCAGAACUACAAAUGGUGGAUGACUUGGAAAAAAAAGUUAAAGAAGAAGUGCAGGGAUGGCUUGAAGAUGCAAGGAAGGUCAUUGAAAUUGAAAUGUCAGAUAUUGAAGAACACGUGCAGAAUGUUUCAUACUGGUCACGUGGUAACCUUGGAAGACGUGUUCGCCAAAUGAUUCAAGAUGUGAGGGAAAUUUACGAUCGAGGUAGUUUCCCUGAAGGUCUUGUAAUUGAAAGGUCUCCAACUAUUGGAAUCCCUUUGCCAACAGAGAAUAUGGUGGGCGAGGUUAAUGUGAAGGAAAAAAUUUGGGAAUACUUAAUGGGUCACGAGGUUGGAAUUAUUGGAGUUUGUGGAAUUGGUGGAGUUGGCAAAACCACUGUUAUGAAACACAUCCAUAAUGAAUUACUGAUACUGAAUAAGGCUAUUGUGUUUGAGAAGGUUGUCUGGGUUACAGUAUCACAUCCUCUUAAUGUUUUCAGAUUGCAAGAUGACAUUGCUAGGGCAAUGAACGUAAGUCUUUCAGAUUGGUGGGAUGAAUUGAGCCGGGCAUCAAGACUGAUGAAUGUUAUGAAAAUAGUUAAAUAUGCAUUGAUCUUAGAUGAUGUGUGGGAUAAAUUUACUCUUCACAGAAUUGGAAUCCCAGAACCAACAAUGGAAAAUGGGUGUAAAAUUGUUAUUACUAGCAGAUCGAUUGAUGUAUGCUACUACUUGAAAUCUCAGGUAGUUAAAGUGCCACCUCUACUAGAGCAAGAGUCUUUGAACUUGUUUUUAGAUAAGGUUGGGCAAGAUGUUCUACGAAUUCCCAAUUUGGAAGAGAUUUUGAAGCUUAUGGUGGCUGGAUGCGCUGGUUUGCCAUUGGCCAUUGUUGUCAUUGCGGGGAGCAUGAGAGGAGUACAAGAUAUUUUUGAGUGGAGAAAUGCAUUACGUGAAUUGCGUCAAUGUGUGGUGGACACAGAGAAAGAUUCAGACGAUGAGAUAUAUAACCGUUUGAAAUUCAGUUAUGACCGUCUACCAAAUUCAAGCAUCCAAGAGUGUUUCUUAUAUUGCUCAUUGCAUCCAGAAGAUUGGAUGAUUAUAAGACGAGACCUAAUUGAAGACUGGAUUUAGAUACCAGAUGAGGAUGAAUGGAAUGAAGAUCUAGACAAGGUCUCCCUCAUGAAAAAUGAAAUAUCAUAUAUCCCUCAAAAUAUGUCCCCCAAAUGCUUGAUGCUCUCAACCUUGACUUUGAAGGGUAAUAACAGAUUGAGAGAAAUUUCAGAGUGUUUUUUUGCUAACAUGCCCCGGCUGAAGUUUCUUGAUCUUUCUAAUACUGGCAUUGAGGUUCUACCUAAUUCCAUAUGUAACUUGGAAUAUCUCACUACACUGAUCCUCUGUGGAUGUGAGAGUUUAAAACGCAUGCCUUCCUUGUCAAAGCUUAAAACACUGAAGAAGUUGGAUUUGGAUGGAGCAGGCCUUUGUGAGGCUCCUAAAGGCAUUGAAAUGUUAGAAAAUCUGCAAUAUCUUGAUUUAUCUUGUCCAAACCUGAGGCUGCUUCCAGAAGGAAAAAUCAGUAAGCUCUUCCGCCUCCAAUACCUACGUAAACGUCAGAUUUUUUCAACUGACAUAAGAGGAGAAGAAGUAGCAAGAUUGAAGAUGCUGGAAUGGUUUGAAGGUAGAUUUGUUUGGCCGAAAGACUUCAGCAGUUUUGUUAGCAAGUUGAACCUCUUCGGAAGACCCAGUCAUUACUUUAUCACAGUGGGAGACACAGACAGAUGCGAGAUACGGGAAGAAGAUGAGUUGGUCCUUCCAGGUGACCUUCAGGAUUUGAGGAUUGAAUCCUGCAAUGCAGUCGGUGAUAUUUCUGUUUUUCAGAAAGAUUUUACUCGAUUGCGAACAUGUGCUUUGGAAGACUGCCUAGGGAUAGGAUGUGUGGUCUCUUUGUCAUCAUCUUCAUCUACUUCCUCGACAGUUAUGAAUAACCUUGAAGUACUAACUCUUAAGGGUUUGCUUGGCUUGCGGGAUGUUGUGAAAGUGGAAAAAACAAGAGCAUCGCUUGCACCAACAAUAUUCCCUCACAUCUUUUCCAAUCUUAAACAGCUGAGGGUAUACAAUUGUUUAAAAUUGAAGAAGCUUUUUCCAUGGGAGCUGCUGCAGUGUCAGGGCCUCCAAAACUUGGAGCUGAUUGAGGUGAAUCAUUGUUGGGGAAUGGAGGAAAUAAUAGGAUGGGAAGAAGAAGAGGAAAGAAAUCAAACAACUACUCCAAUAUUGAUCACUCUUCCAAAAUUAAGGAUAUUGGAGUUGCAAUUUCUACUAGAAUUGAAGAGAAUCUGCUUCGAAAGAGGAGUAAUGGUUUGUGAAUCUCUCAAUAGCAUCAAUAUCAAUGCCUGUCUGAAGGUAAAGAGGAUUCCCCUUUGUCUUGGAAGGGAAAACAAGCAACCAUCUCUUCCUGCUGUCAAAUAUAUCUAUAUUUUCAAUCCAAAAAAAUGGUGGGAAUCGUUGGAGUGGGAGAAUCCUGACGAUAAGAAUGUCAUCCUACCUUUCCUCCAAUGUAGUAGGCUACAUCUCUUGCCAUCUCAAACCUAUUUCUUCAACUCAACAACAUAGACAGCUAAGGAAAACAGAAAAAAAAUGGGAUUCACACUCACUUCAAUCCAAUGAAAUCUCUGUUGUAAUUUGUUGUUUUGUACUGUGGAUAAACUUUGUUUAAUUAAUGCUUGUUCAAGUAAUACUUGUUUUAUUUUGUGUUGUAAUAAGCAGGAAAACAAAUUUGAGAAAUUUCU